This is a messenger RNA of Quercus lobata, 487 nucleotides long. RefSeq names its product auxin-responsive protein SAUR15-like. The transcript has a single exon. NCBI's taxonomy places the organism in Eukaryota, Viridiplantae, Streptophyta, Magnoliopsida, Fagales, Fagaceae. Gene Ontology annotation, biological process: response to auxin. The coding region runs from base 68 to 355 and encodes 95 amino acids. The record is from RefSeq and is a predicted model, not a curated record.
AUCAUAUUCAAGGAAAAGAAAAAAGUUUUGCAAUCUUGAAUUUGUCUUUGUUAUAGUGUGAGAGAAAAUGGGUAUUCAUCUACCACAGAUAGUUCUUAAUGCCAAGCAAAUUAUUCAUAGGAGGUCUUUUAAUGUUCCGAAAGGCCAUUUCGCGAUAUAUGUAGGAGAGGAAGAGAAGAAUAAGAAACGUUUUGUGGUUCCAAUCUCUUAUUUGAAGCAUCCUUUGUUCCAAGAGAUGUUGAGUAAGGCAGCAGAAGAGUUUGGUUUCGAUCAUCAAAUGGGAGGUCUUACAAUUCCAUGUGCUGAAGAGGAUUUUAUUAAUCUCACUUCUCGUUUAAAUAGCUCGAGGAGCUAAUGUGAUUUAAUUUCUUCAAUUGUACUAAUUUUUUCAUUUUCUUUUAAAGAUUUGUUAGAUAUAUAGGUAUGUAAUUAUCUGUCUUCACAAUUAUUGGUGGAUACAAGCAUGAGAACAUUACAUGCAUAUAAU